UGCUGCAGGCGAGUGGACGUCAUCAGGCUGUGGGAGGCUUCAGGGCAAACAUAUCAGGCAGCGGUGAAGGAAGGCCAUUCAUUGUAUUAAACCUUGGGAGAUUCUAGAGAUAAUAGGACCGCAUGGGAGGCUGCUCUUAAAACUUUUCGUCGUCUCGUCUCGACUACUUUUAAUAGGCUUUAGUGCAGACCAGUUUGCUUUUCAAGGGUGUUUUCAUGAUUCUAGUUGUUUUCCUAGGAUUUUUGCACUAAUGCGAUAAAAAAAACACCCCUGAGAACCCGACUGAUAUCUGUGGCCUUUGAAAACAAUCCUGAUGAAAGAACAAAGCGUCCCAACAACCAAGUCUCAAGGCUACCAGCAAAACUACCAAAAUCACAACAGCCAAUCAAAACUAAUCUAACUUGAUGGUGCUUAUUCUUCAAUUCCAUGCGGUUUUAUUACACAGACUCCCCAGCCAAGCUUUGGAAGACCACCACUGACAACCUAACCAUAUCACGAAGGUGGCCUGUGGUCUUGACUUGAGGGACUAAGUUAACCAGCACUAGAAACUGGAAUCCUAUUUGCGUAUUUUAUUUUUUAUCCUUUUUGUACUGGAAGCUUCUGAGGACGGCUGUCGUGCUGAGUUACUUCCUUCUCACUCUGGCCUUGACGAGAAUACAGUAUGAAGUGAAGAAAGAGUUGAAAUGUUUAUCAAGGAACGUAACUAUAGUCUUUUGUACUGGGAGCUUCUGAGGAACAGCAGUUAGGCAGAGUCUCUCCCCUCUCACCCAAGUUUUCUCUAGAAGUAAAGAAAACUAGUUAUAUUUCUCUGGGAACACUAUUUAGCAUUGUUACACGUGUCAUUACCGUCGCAAUCUUAUUAGUCAUAUAGAGAAUUCAGUUUUACACAAUUAGAUUAGGCUAGUAAGUGAUUACAGAAAACGGUAUUGAUAACGAGAACUCAAGUAAAAAUCUUUGGCCUUUGAAAAUAAAAAGAACAAGGAAUUUAAGAGGCCAGAGUGAGACAGGCGUGAUUCUGUACAAUUUUCCACCCACCUUUCUAAUAAGAGCCAUGGUAUUAUUGUUCCGAGGAUUCUAGAGUUCCUGGAGAGUUAGUGGAGUCCUCUUGGUACACUGUUACACCCUCUUUGGUUUGUACAUAGCAGCGCGGCGCCUCUAACUGCACAGCCCGCCUCCUCAGUUCCUUGUCCCGCAUCUUGUACCUCCGCCAGGUCGUCCCUUGGUCAUAGACUGUAUCCUUAGACGUUUCAGGGCCUCAUCUCGACUUCUACAGGCUCGUGAGGGGAAGUUAUCAGGGUUUUUAAGGAUCUUUUUUUUUUUCUUUCAGUUUUCAUUUUUUUUUUAUGGUUCUUGUGAAGUUAUUAGUUUUCAAGGAUGCUUUUUUUUCAUGGUUCUAGUAGUUUUUUUUAAUGAUUUUGUUGGUUAUUAGUUUUCAAGGGUGUUUUUUUCAUGAUUCUAGUGAAGCUAUUAGUAUUCAAGGGUAUUUUUUUAUGAUUCUAGUGAUUUCGCAAGUUUUCAAGGGUGUUUUUUCAUGGUCCUGGUGAUUUUGGCUGUUCAUUCAUGAUUCCAGUGAUGGGUUAAUGAGUACCCUGCAUCAUCAUUAGAAAAAAAAAAAAAAACUUGAGAAACUGACAUAGCCUGAUUUAUCUCCGUGGCCUUUGAAGAUCGGCCUGAUGAAGGAAUGAAGCGUGUCAGAAUACAGUGUCCUUGAGUCAACAGGUCUUAAGUAGCGGCUCCAGUGUUCCUUUCUUUUUCAAACCCAAGUGUUCGUGAGCGUUUUGUAAAAUUUGUAAUCCACGUGGUCGGUUGAGCUGUAGUGUGCUCUUGUUUUGUAUGUCAUGUUUCCACGUGUGUUUGUGUGUGUGAAUGUUAUACUAUGCAAGGUGCUGUAGUAGUGUUAGACCAGGUGCUGUGUGUGUGUGUGUGUGUGUGUGUGUGUGUGUGUGUGUGUGUGUGUGUGUGUGUGUGUCGCCGCUGCUGUAGUACCAAAGGGUAUUUAAAUGGAGGAGUGUGUGUAGCCAGAACUUUCUCGUGUAAGAGUGGACGUGUUUUAGUUUGGUUUGAGUUAGGAUUGCUUCUUGGACAACGUGUGUGUGUGUGUGUGUGUGUGUGUGUGUGUGUGUGUGUGUGUGUGUGUGUGUGUGUGUGUACGCCUCGGCAGCAUCUGUGUAUAAUGGUAUUUAUUAAUAAGUUUUGAAGAUUAUUAUUUUAGUGAUCGUCAGUUUUAGGAGUUUCCAAACAUGAGUCAGGAAAGAAAACGGUAACUUGCCCUCUGUGGGUGUUUAAUAUAUCUACGGUCUUUACAGUUAUAUAUCACUGCUGCUGUUUUCUGGAGUGUGUGUGUGUGUGUGUGUGUGUGUGUGUGUGUGUGUGUGUGUGGUGCUUAGCUGUAAUAUAAAGCUAAAUCAUUGUAAUAAGGUUAAGGCGGUUGAGAAAAAUAUAUAGACUACACGCAUGCGCAGACUUUCAGGCGUGGCUUGGGAGAAAUCAUGUCAUUUGUAACACCAAGAUGAAAAUCAAAAUCAUAUUCAUUGAGUGACGUCACUUCCUCUUUUAGUAAUUUCAUUUUCAGUUAUUUUCUUGUUUGUGUAGCGUGUUUUCCCAUGUUCGUAUAUUACAGAUCCACUCUCCCGCCUGUCUCGUCAGCCUCUUACGCAGCCAAUCUAUUUCUUCAUCUUGCCUCGGGGAAUCGUAUUUUCAGAGUAUUUUCAGAAUCUUUCAGCUUAUCUCUCCUACUGUCAACAGGCUCUAGAGGAAGUAAGCGAUAGUUUUCAAGAAUACUCUUAUGAUCCCGGUGAAUGUUAAGUAAGGUACCGUCUUUCUUUCCUGACGUCACUGUAAUGAGGUAACGAGUUUCAUGUACAUCCGUGAUAGUCUAUAUACUUUUAACUUCCCUUGGGAUGAAAAACAAGACUACCACUGAUUGCUACUGUCUGCCACGGUCCACCGGCGCCAUCUUGGUGUGUGAGGCGUCUUGCUGUCCUCACGCCUCGCCCAGUGCCGCCUCUGACUGUGAGGAUCAAGGACUCACUCAUUCCAAAAAGCGUUGUCACAUGGUCAGUGGGCGAGUGUGGCAGCCAGGCACGCUCCUCGCCGGUGCCCCUGACGAGCGUGGUGCACGGGGAGUUUUGUAUCAUUCACGAACCUGCUCGAGCAAGGCUGGUGCUUCAGUUCAUCACGCCUCCAUGAUCAGUCUCCACGCAUUGUCUACUCUUGUACUGAACCACCACAGUUGCGCGCUGAUCAUGUGACAAGGGCUUUAUUGCGAACACCCGUCCACCGCAACACUCAGGCCCCCAGUGGCAGGCCCACAGCAGGAGUGGUGACAGCGUAACCAGAGCAGCACACCUGUCGUUGUUGAGGAGAAAGCGGCAGGGUGAAGAGCAUCAAGGACAAAAGCAGGUGCAGGAGCAUGGACAGCAAAACACAACGGCAGCAGUGACGCAGAAGAAAACAGUCACCUUGAAGGACAGAAAGAAUUGUGGAGAAUUGGACGUGGAGCCGAGGAUUCGAGUCAACACCACCACGCAAGUGGCACACCUGCGGCAGGAGAUGGACCUACGGAACUUCACGGCCUACAUCGUGCCCAUCAACGGAGAGCAGGAUGGCUACACAAUGGAAGCCGAGGACCGUCUGCCUUUCCUGACGGGCUUCACGGGCACCUAUGGCUUGGCGGUGGUGACGGAGACCCAGCAGGCCCUCUGGACCGACGGUCGCUACUUCCUGCAAGCGGAGGACGAGCUGGACUGUCACUGGCUACUGAUGAAGAGUGGCCAGGAGGGGGUUCCCAAGGUGAUGGAGUGGCUGAAGGAGGUAGUGCCAGCGGGAGGCAAGGUGGCUGCCGACCCUAAACUAGUGAGUGCUGAUACCUGGAAGACCUACAGCAAGGACCUGGCAGCCUCAGAUAUCAGUCUGGUGGCGGAGGAGACCAACCUGAUGGACUUGGUGUGGCCUGCAGAGGAGCGGCCGCCAUACCCUGAAGACCCAAUCUUUAUACACGAGCUGGACUUUGCUGGCAAGCGCUGGGAGGACAAGGUGAAAGAGGUGCGGGAGGAGAUGGUGAAGAAAGGAGCUGACCUGUUGGUAGUGACAUCCCCAGAUGAGGUGGCGUGGCUCCUGAAUGUGCGAGGCAGUGAUGUGAAGACUACACCAGUGUUCCGAGGAUAUGUCAUUGUGGAUCGGAAGGGAGUGGAGCUUUUCAUUCCCCAGGGCAAGAUUACACCUGCUGUGGACCUGCACCUCAACGUGAACCAGUGCAACGACCAGGAGUGUGUCACCAUCACGGCUUACUCUGCCAUCCUGAACCGCCUCCGAGCCCUUGAGUUGAACCCUGAAGUGAAGAAGGUGAUACUGCCCAAGAAGUGGUCCUACUCUGACGGUGCCUCCUUUGCCAUCUACUCAGCGGUGCCGGAGGACAAGAGGCUGGUGGUUGUGUCCCCAGUGCUGCUGAUGAAGGCGCGCAAGAACCCCACAGAGGUGCAGGGCAUGAAGGCGUCUCACGUUAGGGAUGCCGUGGCUGUCAUCUCCUUCCUGGCCUUCAUGGAGACAGAGGUGGAGGCUGGGAAUGCCUGGGAUGAGAUAGAGGCAGCCACCAGACUGUAUGAGCUGCGGCAGGAACAGCGCAACUUCAUGGGCGUGUCCUUUGAUACUAUCAGUGCCUUUGGUCCAAAUGGCGCUGUGAUCCACUACCGGCCUAGACAGGACACCAAGCUGCACAUUACGGCUGAUAAUCUGUACCUGGUGGACAGUGGCGGCCAGUACAAGGAUGGCACCACAGACGUGACCCGCACACUGCACUACGGCACACCCACGCCCAUGCAGGUGGAGGCGUACACCAGGGUGCUGAUGGGCGCCAUUGACCUCGCCACCCUGGUGUUCCCUGAAGGCACCGGGGACUCUGAUGUGGACAUUCUGGCGAGGAGGCCGCUUUAUGAGGUGGGGCUGGACUACCGUCAUGGCACAGGGCACGGCAUUGGGCACUACCUCAGCGUGCACGAAGCACCAACACAAGUUCGCAUCUAUAGUGACGAGGAGCAUGAACUGGAAAUUGGCCACUUCUUUUCAGACGAGCCUGGCUACUACCAGGACAAUGAGUGGGGCAUUCGCCUGGAGACCAUCCUGACAGUGGUGCCUCUCGACACUAAGUACACCUUUAACAAACGCAUGCUGGGCUUUGAGGCGGUGACGCUUGUGCCAUUUGAGACCAAGCUGAUCAACCUUACCCUCCUGAAUGAUCACCAGUGCCACUGGCUCAACUCGUACCACCAGCGAGUGAAGGAAAGUGUGGGCCCAGAGCUGCUCACCCAGAACCGUGGGGAGGCCUAUGACUGGAUGGUGGCCAAGACAAAGCCACUGCCGUGCCCUAACCCUGACCGCCUCCAGCAGGACCGCCCCUACACUUCUCCACCUGCUAAGGCCACCACCACCACCACUACCACCACUACUACCACCACCACCAUGUCCACCACCCCUACCUCCACUACUACCACCACUACUACCAGGAUGCCAGCCAUCAGGACCACCAUGGACGACAGCCAUGCCCUACCAGCCUCCAGCACCACGGCCGUCAGGCAGCACAACACCAUGAGGCAGGCCGUCGCCAGCACCACCGAGAACGUGCACAAGGACAGUGCCUCAGCCCCCACUGCCUCCGUCCUGACCACCACCCUGCUGCUGUUGCUGCCGCUGGCCAGGUAGUGGAGCGGGGGCUGGUGGCUGCACCACUGAGCCGUGCCGGGAUCUGCAGGUCUGGGCCUCACUGAGGGUCUCCUGACUGGCAUGAUGGACAAUCAAAGGGGUGACGGGUCAAGGGCAUGACAGUGACAAAGAUUGGUUUUCUACAACUUAAUAAAAGUUAGACUGUUGUUUGACUUACUUUGGUUAAUUGUAAUGGAUUACUUUUUUUUGUUAACUUUCAAAUGCUGCACAUCUUGAGCUUGUACAUAUGCUGCUCCAUGCCCAAAUCCAUUUUUUCUCUUUCUUUUGAGCCAGCACAUGAUGGCACAGCCAUGACUCUUGUACUUUUUAUUACCCUUAAAUCAUAUUUAAUACAACAUGUUUUUUCAUAUUUUGGUGCAAGGCCUUUCUUGGAGUACAUCUCUACAACAAACAUAUUUUAAUAUGCCAUGGCACAUUAAAAUGUUGCUUUUACUACUGUGUCUGUCAAAGAUGAACCAUCCCUGAACAGCCAUGCAGGGAUCUGGUUCAUUCCUUAUUGCCAGUCUUGCCUCCACAUUAGUACAGGCUUCUGAAUUUUUAUUUCUCAUGCAAGUGUACCAUUACAAGAGACUGUCUACUAUGGCAGGAUACCUCACAACUUAACUUUUCUCUUGAAAAUGUAGAAUCAUAAACCAGUUGCUGUAAAGUCAAGAUGUACAGUACUCUGUGAAAUUACUGUGCAUGCAGAGACAAUCUUGAGGUGGUGUGCCUAGCCCAUCAAAACAUUAUCAUGCCUACCUGCCAUGUGUCCUUGCAGGGCAUCACUGUAGUUAAGGAGCCAUUUAUACGUCAAUGUUUUUCACACUCUGCAGAGCCUUCCCUUGAGGUGAAUGCCUCACUGGGCUGUGCCGUGGUGCUGUCAAGGCACACACAGGGCUGUUGGAGGGCAAGGGGGAGUUUGGGUUGUGCUCCAUGAUGACAAACUUGAGAUCAAACCUUCAUUUCUCAGAUGAUGAGAUGCAGACAAGGCAUUGCUGAAAUGGGGAAUAUUAAAUAAACGAUGGCAUUUUUGGCAAACACACAUUGCAACUUCAGGGAAAUGUGAAUCAAUAAGCAAUUUGAAAAAUAUGCAUUAUAGAGCCAGUUUAGCUUAAAGUACAAACACUGUUGAAAUUAGGACAAAUGUACCAAAAUCUCAGGAAACAUCACAGAGCCAGUCUAGAUUAAUUAAGUCACCACAGCAAACCCUGGACCACUCCCUCCAUACCUUGACUUGUUUUAAGGCUUUCUGAACCUUGACCAUAACAAACCCAAGGAAGACAACUUAAAACAAUUCAAGCCUCGGAGUGUUUGAUCUCUGACUUAGUGAUGACAGUAAUCCAAAGUUUCAUGAUGUGUUGGGAAUUGUGCUUUCAGGGAAGGGAUUGGGUGGACACUGAUGGAUGAGCCUUGCUGUGUCACCUUAGAUAUGUGACUGCAUGGAGGAGAGAAGAAAGACAGUCACUUGGUCUAGAUAAAUUAGUAUUUUGGCACCACAGUAAUAGGUAGAAAUGUCUUUGGCAGUGGUACAUGCAAGGAUAAAGAGACAGUGUGAAUUAGUCAACCUCCUGGGCGUGAGUCAUACCACAUCUUGUCACCAUCUCUAUACAUGACUGAUUAAAAAAUCUGAAUACUCUGAACUGUCCAGUAUUGCACUAACCUACAAAACUACAUAGGUCGUAUGGUGCUGAGGUAGACAGCCAGGUGUCAUGUUACCUAGUGUGACUAUAACCAGAUUUGGAAGGCACAAAGAACUGUGGGAGGAGAGGUGGUAUGUGAGGGUUGUGGGAGAAGGAGAGGUAGUGUGCGAGGGUUAUGGGAAAAGGAGAGGUGGUGUGAGAGGGUUGUGGAAGAAGGAGAGGUGGUGUGUGAAGACUGUGGGAGAAGGAGAGGUGGUGUGCGAGGGUUGUAGGAGAAGGAGAGGUGGUGUGUGAGGACUGUGGGAGAAGGAGAGGUGGUGUGCGAGGGUUGUAGAAGGAGAGGUGGUGUGUGAGGACUGUGGGAGAAGGAGAGGUGGUGUGCAAGGGUUAUGGGAGGAGAGGUGGUGUUCGAGGGUUGUGGGAGAAGGAGAGGUGGUGUGUGAGGGUUGUGGGGAGAGGGAGUGUUGUGGUGCUGUCCUCCAGGCAGUGUUAUCUGUUGCUUUGUGCUUGUUGUAAAGCAGUAUUAUUGACGCCAAUAAAGAUUAUUCCUUGCUGUAUUGAUGUCCCAGUCUCUCUCUCUCACACACACACACACACACACACACACACACACACACACACACACACACACACUGACAGACUUCCAGAUCCCCAUAAACAAGUCUCCUGUACACAUUCCAAAACACUCAAGCAUCUUAACAAAAUAACAAUAGUCUGCAACAAAGCCACUGAGAAACUUUUUAACAUACCAUGUGAACCAUUUAGUUGUACCACUGAGACACUGAAAUAAUUUACUAUCAAUAAACUCAAAUAUAUAAAAUUCAACCUUUAAAUAAAACUAAAAUUAAAAAGAACGAAACU
This is a messenger RNA of Scylla paramamosain (green mud crab), 8198 nucleotides long. Its product is annotated as xaa-Pro aminopeptidase 1-like. NCBI's taxonomy places the organism in Eukaryota, Metazoa, Arthropoda, Malacostraca, Decapoda, Portunidae. The record is from RefSeq and is a predicted model, not a curated record. Bases 3553 to 5697 code for a protein of 714 amino acids. Gene Ontology annotation, molecular function: metalloaminopeptidase activity. The transcript has 18 exons.